CGGCAACGCCGAAACGAAAUCGGAGCCCGACAAAGCCCAGCGCAAAGGAGCCAGCCGCAGAAAAGGAGAAGCCGAAGGUGGACAUACAAGGAGUAAUAUUUGAGCAUUUGUGCCUGCCGUCAAGGCGGGACAAAGAUCAAGAUUCUUGUUACUGCUAGAGCGACCGCUUUUUGUUUCAUCUGUUUUUCUAGGUCACGUGCCGUUGUGGCUUCUACUUCUACCCAAUGACCUUCAGCUAUUUCGCAUGUUAACAUGAGCUUCAAACUAUUAUGCCUUUUGUGCAUGAAUCGGAACUCCCGUUUCGAACUAUCCGGAAGAUAAAGAUAAUCUUUUUCACCUUGCUUCACAGGUGGUAUCUUCGGCAGGAAGUAGUGCGGUCAUCGUAAAGAGCGGCAUUUCACCGAAAGUGCUGGUUGCAAUAAUCGUCGUUCUAGCAGGGAUCGUAGUCGGGGCAAUGUUUUCUGGCGCAGUAGAGCUUGCAGUGAAAGUGCCGAAGUCUGGAAAGCUGCUGUGGUCGAAUGUGAGUAUUGACUCUCCACACCUCUUUACAGCGCUAUGUCUAUCACGAACUGGUUGCUGCUGCUCGAUUGGUUUCAAAAAGAUUUUGAUUGUAUCUGGCACAGAUUAUUUCGAUCGAAAAUUCAUUGUCACCGACUGACGUGGAAAGGGAUGACCUUUUCACUUCUGUAUUUCAGAAUCCGUCACACCCGGGGCUGGGUCGUCUAUGCGAAUGACGAAAGCCGACGCUGGAUCACCGCAAGCAAAUGUCGACACUUCUGCGCUGGUCGGCCUAAAGGCUCAACUAGCCGAGGAAAAGAAAAUAUCCUCGAAGGCAAGGGACGCAGCAGAGGCAGCCGAAAAUCACGCAAAGCAGCUUGCAGACCAGUACGCGAAGGAGAAAGCGGAGACUGCGGAAGUGGUCCGGCACCUUCAAGCACAAGUAGCGUCAGCGAAAAGCACGUCGGCCGCAGCACCUACACCUGCAGCAACAGUACCACAAGGACAGGUGAGCGCUUUUUUGACAGUCAUGGUAAUCAUUGAGUGUUGGUGUACUAGAGUCGGGAAAUGAAGACCGGGCACGCAUCUCAUGCAUGAUUAGGUCUUUUUCAGUAUAUCUAUCCGCAGUAAGAAAAUUUGGAAGAUAUUCAGAAAAUUUGGAAGAUAUUCGUCUUUGUUUUGUGACUCUCGCAAAAAAAAUUGUUGUAGGCUGCCCUGAUCGGCAUCAAAAAUAUGCGAUUGCUCGAGAAGGACCCAGAUAUGAACGUCGUGGCUGCAGUUUGGAACUGGUCUUGGAUCCUAGGCAAGAUGGGCGAAGCGGUAAGCGCGCUAGGACCGCAAGCCCCGCCACAGGCCAUGGAAUAUGUACAGCAAAUGCAAGCACAGGCAGGGCAAGUUGGAGGUGUCCCCACAAGAGAAAACUACGAGAUGUUCGUCGCAAACGCCUACCAGGUAGUCUUUCUUGGAACGAGGGUCUGGUUGAUAUUGUAAGAACAACAAUUGAGUGAUUACAGAUUUUCUGUUGCCAGAGUCUGUUUCUCUUAUGCGAAAAUCCUUCUGCCCAUCUUUUCCAAAGGUCGCUACGGCCCUGGCUGGUAUUCUCGAUGGUGGUGCUAAGGUUCCGCUUCACACCGCGUACCUUGCCGCGCCGCUUCGAGCUGAGCUUUGCAUCAGCGCGAGCUGUUUGUGAGGGGGGAUGAGCUCCCCGGCGAACCUCACCUGUCAACAGGGAGCAUGUAGUGGUAGUCGAAAGAAUACUAAGUAAUCUUGAGUUUGGCUGCGCCAUAUGAUUAUCUGCUGGCGCACCAUCAAAUGCAGUGAAGCACACACACGGUCCAAGCAACUAUCAUUUUUCGAAUUCGAUUCCCAUUGCAGAGCAAUUAUUCUAGAGCAACGGACCGUUGUUUCCACGAUAACGCACACACACAAAGAAUAGCGAUAAUCAUGUCGACGCCGAAAAUGCCACAAUGCUAAGUCUUGUGCAUGUCAAAGAAAAUGAGAUAGUAAAGUCAUUACAUUGGGCAUGACACGCAGUGUUGGCAGUUGACGCUUCGAUACUCAGCCGUCCACAGGCCUCUUAGCUAGGUGUAUCGACCUUAAAACUACUCCGCGCCACCACCUCGUCCUCUUUAUUUUUUUGUCGAAGAGUUUAUCUUGCAGACGGCUCUCGUGAAUUUCUUUGUUUUGAUUGAAGGAUCGCACGUUGUUGG
Molecule: messenger RNA, 2207 nt
Organism: Amoebophrya sp. A25
Lineage: Eukaryota; Dinophyceae; Syndiniales; Amoebophryaceae
Source: the annotation of a GenBank genome assembly